Molecule: messenger RNA, 5387 nt
Organism: Suncus etruscus (white-toothed pygmy shrew)
Lineage: Eukaryota; Metazoa; Chordata; Mammalia; Eulipotyphla; Soricidae
Gene: BAZ1B
Product: bromodomain adjacent to zinc finger domain 1B
Exons: 19
Coding region: 35-4483 (1482 amino acids)
Biological process (GO): chromatin remodeling
Cellular component (GO): WICH complex
Molecular function (GO): histone H2AXY142 kinase activity; protein binding
Source: RefSeq, a predicted model, not a curated record
CUUCUCCGCCUUCGUCGUCUCCGCCGCCGCCGCCAUGGCGCCGCUGCUGGGCCGCAAGCCCUUCCCGCUGGUGAAGCCGCCGCCCGGGGAGGAACGGCUCUUCACCAUCGCGCACACGCAGGAGGCCUUCCGCACCCGGGAAGAGUACGAAGCCCGCUUGGAAAGGUACAGUGAGCGCAUUUGGACAUGUAAAAGCACCGGAAGCAGCCAGCUAACACACAAGGAGGCCUGGGAAGAGGAGCAAGAAGUGGCUGAACUUUUGAAGGAGGAGUUCCCCACCUGGUAUGAAAAACUUGUUCUGGAAAUGGUUCACCAUAAUACUGCCUCGUUGGAAAAGUUAGUGGAUUCUGCCUGGUUGGAGAUCAUGACCAAAUAUGCUGUGGGAGAAGAGUGUGAUUUUGAGGUUGGGAAGGAAAAAAUGCUCAAGGUGCGGAUUGUGAAAAUUCAUCCGUUGGAGAAAGCAGACGAAGAGGCCGCAGAAAAGAAAUCCGAUGGGGCCUGUGACUCCCCCUCCAGUGACAAAGAGAAUUCCAGUCAGAUUGCUCAGGACCAUCAGAAGGAAGCAGUUGUCAAGGACGAAGAAGGAAGGAGAGACAGUAUUAAUGACAGAGCACGGAGAUCGCCCCGAAAACUUCCAACUUCAUUGAAAAAGGGAGAAAGGAAAUGGGCUCCUCCAAAAUUCCUGCCUCACAAAUAUGAUGUGAAACUGCAGCACGAAGACAAGAUCAUCAGUAAUGUGCCAGCAGACAGCUUGGUUCGCACAGAACGGCCACCAAAUAAAGAGAUUCUUCGGUACUUUAUCCGGCAUAAUGCACUAAGGGCUGGAACCGGGGAAAAUGCACCCUGGGUAGUAGAGGAUGAAUUGGUGAAGAAAUAUUCCCUGCCUAGCAAGUUUAGUGACUUUUUGCUUGAUCCGUACAAGUACAUGACUCUCAACCCUUCUGCUAAGAGGAAGAACACCAGCUCCCCAGACAGAAAGCCCACAAAGAAGUCCAAGACAGACAGCGCUUCCCUGAGCUCCCCUCUAAACCCAAAGCUCUGGUGUCACGUGCACUUGAAGAAAUCUUUGACGAGUUCCCCCCUCAAAGUGAAGAACUCGAAGAACUCCAAGUCCCCAGAAGAGCACCUGGAGGAGGUGAUGAAGAUGAUGACUCCCAGCAAGCUGCAUACCACCUUCCACAUUUCUAAGAAGGGCCCGUCUGCUAAGAAGCCGGGCAAGCCUGGUGAUAAACCUCUGAAGGCCAAAGGCAGGGGCAAAGGAAUCCUGAAUGGGCAGAAGUCCACAGGCAGCGCCAAGUCACCCAAAAAGGGUCUGAAGACCCCCAAAACCAAAAUGAAGCAGAUGACGCUGUUAGACAUGGCCAAAGGCACUUCGAAGAUGACCCGAUCCCCUCGCAACUCAGGUGGUGCGCCUCGGUCCUCUUCUAAGCCUCAUAAGCACCUGCCUCCCGCCGCCCUCCACCUUAUUGCCUACUACAAAGAGAACAAAGACCGGGAGGACAAGAAGAGCGCCCUGUCCUGUGUCAUCUCCAAGACUGCACGCCUGCUCUCCAGCGAGGACCGGGCUCGGCUCCCUGAGGAGCUCCGAAGCCUUGUGCAGAAGCGCUAUGAGCUGCUGGAGCACAAGAAAAAGUGGGCGUCCAUGUCUGAAGAGCAGCGUAAGGAGUACCUGAAAAAGAAACGGGAGGAGCUGAAAGAGAGGCUGAAGGAGAAAGCCAAGGAGCGGCGGGAGCGGGAGAUGCUAGAGAGGCUGGAGAAACAGAAGCGCUAUGAGGACCAUGAACUGGCUGGCAGGAACCUCCCUGCAUUCCGCUUGGUGGACACCCCAGAGGGGCUGCCAAACGCUCUCUUCGGGGAUGUGGCCAUGGUGGUGGAGUUCCUGAGCUGCUACUCAGGGCUACUCCUGCCUGACGCACAGUACCCCAUCACGGCUGUGUCCCUCAUGGAGGCCCUGAGUGCGGAAAAGGGGGGGUUCCUCUACCUGAACCGGGUGCUGGUCAUCCUGCUCCAGACCUUGCUCCAGGAUGAGAUCGCCGAGGACUAUGGUGAACUGGGCAUGAAGCUCUCGGAAAUCCCACUCACCCUGCACUCGGUCUCUGAGCUGGUGCGUCUCUGCCUCCGCCGAUCCGACGUGCAGGAAGAGAGUGAGGCUUCUGAUCCGGAGGACAACAAAGACUCGGCCUCCUUUGAAGACAAUGAGGUCCAGGACGAGUUCCUGGAGAAGCUGGAGACAGCAGAGUUCUUUGAGCUGAGCUCAGGAGAGAAGCUGCAGAUCCUGACAGCGCUGUGCCACCGCAUCCUCAUGACCUACUCGGUGCAGGAGCACAUGGAGACACGGCAGCAGCUGUCGGCCGAGCUGUGGAAGGAGCGGCUGGCGGUGCUGAAGGAAGAGAAUGACAAAAAGCGUGCCGAGAAGCAGAAACGCAAAGAAAUGGAGGCCCGGAACAAGAAUGGCAAGGAGGAUAAUGGGUUAGCCAAGGCUGAGAGGAAGAAGGACAUGGUCAAGUUCGAACCCCAUGCAGACGUGGAGGCUGAUGACAUGGUGAGCGCUGUGAAGAGCCGGCGGCUGCUCGCUAUCCAGGCCAAGAAGGAACGGGAACUCCACGAGCGGGAGAUGAAAGUGAAACUUGAGCGUGAAGCUGAAGAGGAGCGAGUCCGAAAACACAAAGCUGCAGCUGAGAAAGCUUUCCAGGAAGGCAUUGCCAAGGCAAAACUGGUCAUGCGCAGAACUCCUAUUGGUACAGACCGGAACCACAACAGGUACUGGCUGUUCUCCGAUGAGGUUCCAGGCUUGUUUAUCGAGAAAGGCUGGGUGCACGACAGCAUCGACUAUCGGGUCAGCCAUCGCCGCAGAGACCGCACAGACUCACAGGAUGAGAGCCACUGUCCCCGAAGUAAGAAAGCAAACUUCAGCAAAACUAUAGUAAACAUGAACGCACAGCACGGAUCAGAAGUGUCAGUAGAGACCACUGUGCCCAAGCAGGGACAGAAUCUAUGGUUCUUGUGUGAUAGUCAGAAGGAACUGGAUGAGUUGCUGAAUUGCCUUCACCCUCAGGGAAUCCGAGAAAGUCAGCUGAAAGAGAGACUGGAAAAGCGGUACCAGGACAUUAUUCAUUCUAUUCAUCUGGCUCGAAAGCCCAAUUUGGGUCUCAAAUCUUGUGAUGGCAACCAGGAACUCCUAAACUUCCUUCGAAGUGAUCUCAUUGAAGUUGCAACUCGAUUACAGAAGGGGGGACUCGGUUAUGUGGAAGAAACCACUGAUUUUGAAGCCCGGGUCAUCUCAUUAGAGAAAUUAAAGGAUUUUGGUGAGUGCGUGAUUGCUCUUCAAGCUAGUGUUAUAAAGAAAUUUCUCCAAGGCUUCAUGGCUCCCAAGCAAAAGAGAAGAAAACUCCAAAGUGAAGAUUCCAUAAAAACUGAAGAGGUGGAUGAAGAGAAAAAAAUGGCAGAGGAAGCCAAGGUGGCAUCUGCGCUUGAGAAGUGGAAGGCAGCGAUCCGAGAGGCUCAGACCUUCUCCAGGAUGCAUGUUCUCCUGGGUAUGCUUGACGCCUGUAUCAAGUGGGAUAUGUCAGCAGAAAACGCAAGAUGCAAAGUGUGUCGGAAGAAAGGGGAGGACGACAAGCUGAUCCUGUGUGACGAGUGUAACAAAGCCUUCCACCUGUUCUGCCUGCGGCCUGCCCUCUAUGAAGUGCCAGAUGGUGAAUGGCAGUGCCCAGCCUGCCAGCCUGCGACUGCCAGGCGCAAUUCUCGAGGCAGGAAUUACACUGAGGAGUCCGCCUCUGAGGACAGCGAAGAGAAUGAGAGUGAUGAGGAGGAAGAGGAAGAGGAAGAAGAGGAGGAGGAGGAGGAGGAAGAUUACGAGGUGGCCGGUUUGCGAUUGAGACCCCGAAAGGCCAUCCGGGGCAAGCAGGGGGGCAUCCCCCCUGCGACCAGACCAGGCCGGCGGCCAGGGAAGAAGCCACAUCCUGCCCGGAGGAACCGACCAAAAGCUCCGCCUGCUGAUGAUGUUGAGGUCGAAGAGCUGAUGCUGCAGAACAAGCGGAGCUCCCGGCGGCAAACCCAGGAUCUACAGAAGUGUGAGGAGAUCCUGCACAAGAUCAUCAAGUACCGCUUCAGCUGGCCCUUUCGGGAGCCUGUGACUCAGGACGAGGCGGAGGACUACUACGACAUCGUCACGCACCCCAUGGACUUCCAGACAAUGCAGAACAAGUGCUCCUGUGGGAACUACCGCUCGGUGCAGGAGUUUCUCAGCGACAUGAAGCAAGUAUUUGCCAAUGCCGAGCUCUACAACUGCCGUGGCAGCCACGUGCUCAGUUGCAUGGCCAAGACCGAACAGUGCCUAGGGGUACUUCUGCGCAAGCACCUGCCUGGACACCCCUACGUGCGCCGGAAACGCAAGAAGUUCCCCGAGCGCCCCACUGAGGAUGACAUGGACUGUGAGCUGGAGCCUGCUGGACAGUCCCGGGGCCGGAGGCUGAGGAAGUAGGCAGAGAGGGUCCCGGCGAGGGAGCUGAAGUCGGGGAUAGAGUGGGAGAGCCGGGAGGGUGGGGGAGCCACAAGGAAGGGAGGAGAACACAGGCGCCCAGCAGAGCCUGCACCCCAGGGUUUCCUUCAGCCUCCCAUGGAUGCACCAAGACAGCCCGACGGGACUUGGUGUGUCUACCCAGAUGGAGCAGGCACAGAGCAUUGGCUGUACUGAGCCUUCUCAGCGUUUCCAGGAAAGAGUCAAGGGGGACUUUUCUUGUGACCCUAGGUCCUUUUCCUUUCUUUGUCCCUAAGCUCCCCUAACCCCCUAUGGGCCUUUGCAUCAGUGCCAAGCCCCUGGUGUCCAGGGGGUUUCUGUAUGCCAUAGCAGGGGCCCGGGGUAGCUCUCCUUUCAGAAGGCCAGCAUGGGCCUACCCUCUGGGUGCCAUGUCCAUGCGUGCCACACAGAAUUCCGUGUUCACCAGCAUCGUGACCUUGGCAGAAUAAAGGGACAACAGGCCUGGAGCCAUUCCUGGACACCCCCACUCCUGGGCUAUAGCUCUUUCUGUCGCCCUCCUCAGCCCCGCUCUGCCUCACCCCCUCCGAAACCACAGACGGGAACCCCACGGCAAUUCGCUGGGACCGGAGUCCUGCUUCCGGCUCCCUCUGAGCUGCCCUGGACGUGUUCGGCUGGGACGGGUGUUGGAGCGCAGCCCACCUGACCCCAGAUCUGCACUUAGGGCAGCAGAAGCAAUGCAGGAAAGUGGGGAUGGUCCCUCUGGAACGACUCGGGUGCUUUCCGAGUCACUGCCCUGGCAGUGCUGCAGUGGGGGGAGCCUGCACUGCUGCGUCCGCUUGCUGUGGCGUGUCCAGUUCAUUUCUGUGCUGACCUCGCUUCUCGGCCCGCUCCACUCACACCCCCUCAC